CUCACGCUCAGUUGUAGAAUUGUCAACAGCAAUAGAGACAUAUCAUCGAGAUUUUAUUGUAAUCUUUAUUUAUUAUCUUUAUCAAUAAUUUUCGGAUAGAUAUGACAGAAAUAUUUUCAUCUCUCUAUGGCCAAAAUGAUACACAGGUUCCCCCUGGUUCCACGACACUCGGAUUUGGUCCAGGGAAGCCGCCACCACCGCCGUCGCAAAAUCAAGUCCCAAUGGCGGUACAGAUUCCACACCAGCUCGGUGAUGAGGGGCCUGCUUUACGGAAGCCGGCAGCCAUGAAUGAACCAUUCUAUUUACUGAGAGAAUUACCUGUGGGGAACGAGCUGACAGGCAACACCAACCUCAUCACGCACUACAGCCUGGAGCACGCCUACAACAAGUUCUGCAGCAAGAAGGUGAAGGAGAAGCUCAGCAGCUUCCUCCCAGAGCUGCCAGGUAUGAUUGACAGCCCAGGCUCCCAGGAUGGCAGUGCCCUGCGGUCCCUGAUAGAGAAGCCUCCUGUGUGUGGAAACUCCUUCAGCCCCCUGACCGGCGCCCUGCUGACCGGCUUCAGACUGCACACAGGACCGCUGCCAGAGCAGUACAGACUCAUGCAUAUCCAGCCUCCCAAGAAGAAGAGCAAACACAAACACAGACAUCACAGACCUCAGGACCCCAUUCCCCCAGAGACCCCUUCUGACUCUGACCACAAGAAGAAAAAGAAAAAGAAGGAUGAUGAUCCUGAUCGCAAGAAGAAGAAGAAAGACAAGAAAAAGAAGAAGAAUCGUCACAGCCCAGAUCACCCAGGACUGGCUGGAUCUCAACCCAACAGCAGUAACAACCUGAGAUAAAAACAAGGCCCAGAGGGAAAAGACUGCUCUGAUAUGGGUCUGCUGACAAAUGACAUACACCCAUGUUCACAAUGUGAUACAAAUGGCAUCCUUUGUUUUUAAUCUACUUCAAACUUCAAAAAGAAAAAGCAAAACCUCACAGAAGCUUUGAGCGGUUAAAUUACAUCAUUGGGUAGCUAGUUAAUGUUACUAAAUCACAAGAAUGCUGUAAUCUGGCAUUUUAAAGUUCUGUGUGUAGAUUAAAGAAGGAUUCUCCUUAAAUCCUCCUCCUCUAUAAGGGGGGGGGGGGGGGGGGG
Messenger RNA from Megalops cyprinoides (Indo-Pacific tarpon), 1135 nucleotides. RefSeq names its product mediator complex subunit 19b (gene med19b). The record is from RefSeq and is a predicted model, not a curated record. Lineage: Eukaryota; Metazoa; Chordata; Actinopteri; Elopiformes; Megalopidae. Gene Ontology annotation, molecular function: transcription coregulator activity; transcription factor binding. Gene Ontology annotation, cellular component: mediator complex. Gene Ontology annotation, biological process: positive regulation of transcription by RNA polymerase II. The coding region runs from base 102 to 839 and encodes 245 amino acids. The transcript has 6 exons.